UGUUCAGCGUUACCCAAUUCAUCAAAAUUUUCAGCGAGUUAUAUUCCAAACAAUUUUCCAAGAAGUGUUUGAAAGUGUUAGCAGGAACUGCUGGUUAAUGAGUUGGAAGAGUUAUUCAAGAGCUGUUAUUUUAUGACAUCUGGUUUUGUUUUCUGCUGUAAUUCUGUGAUUUUCUCUAAAGAUAUUAACAUUGGGUCUUUUUUUAAACUUUUUAUCGUCGUUUCGCUUCAGCCAACUACUACACAGUAUUCUUAAACAAAUAUUUACCAUUUUGAAUGAAUCGAGAAAAUUUAGUUAUAGACUUAUCACCACAGAUAUCGGCCAACCACUUUGAUUCGAAUUCGCAUUCCAGAAAUGUCACACAUCAAAAUCACAAAGAUAGUACCAACAAUGAUAUAGAAAACUCUUCUCCGAUAUGGAUGUGCGUGGUAGCUGGUGCAUUUGGUGGUUUAACUGGUGAUACCUCGAUGCAUUCGCUAGAUACAGUCAAGACUCGUCAACAGGGAGCACCCAACAUUUUGAAAUACAGAAAUAUGUUCACUGCCUACAAAACAAUAUUUCUAGAAGAAGGUGUUUCAAGAGGUUUGUAUUCUGGUUAUUCUGCUGCCUUUCUCGGUUCGCUUCCUUCAAGCGCUAUCUUUUUUGGCACUUAUGAAUUAACAAAAAGAUAUCUUGUAAAUGAUUUGAAUACAAAUCCUACUAUUGCUCAUUUAUCCGGAGGCUUUAUAGCCGAUCUUGCCACCAGUUUUAUCUAUGUUCCAUCAGAAGUCAUUAAAACACGAUUGCAAUUACAAGGCCAAUUCAACAAUAAGUUUUUCUAUAGCGGUUACAAUUACAAUGGAAUUACUGAUGCAAUCAAAUCAAUUUAUCACAAAGAAGGUUGGAAAACUUUUUUCCAUGGAUUUAAAGCUACAUUGUGUCGCGAUCUACCAUUCAGUGCUUUUCAAUUUGCAUUUUAUGAAAAAUUCAGAGAAUUCUCGUUUGAUUACUUAAAUUCAAAAUCAAAGAAAGAAAAUCAGAAAAUUAAAAACGAUAAUACUGACUUGGAAGUGAAAAAACUACCUAUAGCCUUUGAAUUCUUGACUGGUGCUGCUGCAGGUGGUUUGGCUGGUGUUUUAACCACUCCAUUAGAUGUCUUUAAAACUCGUUUGCAAACUCAAAAUCCAAAUUUAUUAAAUCACAUUCCUUCACAUCCAGUUAUUUCUAAAACAUUGCCAAUUAACUCAUCAACAAAUUCUGCUUCCAAUGUAAAUUUAUCAAAGAAAAUACUAGAAAAAAAUAUUCAUACAAUACCUCCAUCAACUCCUCCAAAAAAUCAAACUGUGAUAUUAAAUACAUCUUCAAUUCUAAAAGGUUUAUAUAUUGUUUAUAAAACCGAGGGUGUAAUAGGGCUUUUUGCAGGAGUUGGUCCAAGAUUUGUGUGGACCAGUGUACAGAGUUCCAUUAUGUUAUUCUUAUAUCAAUUAACCUUAAGUAAAUUAAACAGUCUUAUAUGAUAUGAUGCUUAUAUCGACUAGGUAUCUUUUGUUAACAUAUUCUUCUCCGUCGUUCCAUUUGUUUUUUUUCUAUUUUUUUGGUAUUUUAUUUUUUUAGUAUUGUUUUUAUUCUUAAUCCUC
This is a messenger RNA of Ascoidea rubescens DSM 1968, 1616 nucleotides long. RefSeq names its product Mme1p (gene MME1). The record is from RefSeq and is a predicted model, not a curated record. Gene Ontology annotation, biological process: magnesium ion export from mitochondrion. The transcript has a single exon. The coding region runs from base 276 to 1496 and encodes 406 amino acids. Lineage: Eukaryota; Fungi; Ascomycota; Saccharomycetes; Ascoideales; Ascoideaceae. Gene Ontology annotation, molecular function: magnesium ion transmembrane transporter activity.